AUGACUGGGCUCGAUGAGCCCGGUUACACGACCCUGGCAGCGGCCGGUUAUAUCCAAAUCACCUUGAUCUGGGUCGUCUACGCCAUCGCCGUGGUCCUUCUCCUCUCCAUCGCCAGCCUCUUCGUCUACCUCUACCAGACACAUCGCGAACGGUCCAUGUUCGUCACCACGGUCUGCAUUUUUACCAUCACAUGUCUCCUGGCAACCGUCCUCCUGCUCCCGGUCGACGUUGCGCUGGUCUCCAGUACCACAAGCUCAAAGUUGGGCCAACGGAAGGAUUGGGCCACCCAAGAGAAGGUCGACAAUAUCACCUUUACCCUGCGCAUCGUCUACUAUCUCCUCUACUCGCUCGAUGCGCUUCUGUGCCUGCUCGUCAUUCCUUUCACCUAUUUCUGGUACGAAGAAUAUGAUGAAGUCGCCCAAGAGGAGGGCACGCAAACAUUCGGCUCCCGAUUCUGGGCUGCUUUCAAAUACACUCUCGCCUUCGUCUUCCUCUGCGUUGCGCUGUUCCUCGUGGGCUUCUUCGUCCCGGUCGCUCGCCACAGAGAGGGAGCUCAUUUCGACCUCGAUUUUUUCAAGAAAUUGCUGGCCGAAAACCACGGCGAACGCGCCUUGACGUUUGCGCUCGGCCUCUUGAUCACGAUCGGCACCGUCAUCUACUGCUUCUACACGGCCGCCGGGCUCGCGCUUCUGCCUCUCACCCUAAUCAAGUCGGCGCCCAGUGUCUCGGCGCCGGCGUUGAGCGAAUCCACCGCCUCUCAAUUGGAAAGCAAUCUCGAGAGGCAGCGACAGCUGGAGGGCCGCGCACAGGGCAAUCCCGAUGGCCUGUCCUCCAAAGAUCAGAGAGAACUGGACGCGCUUGUUCGUGAGGAGCGUACUCUUCGCCGUCACCAGCGGCUCGCCGAGGAAUCCUCAGGUAAAGAUCAAAAUAUUUUCUGGAAGAUUUGGAUCAAGCUGGGCGCCAUUUUGCGGCCCAUCAAGCUCAUCCUAGGGCUUCUAUUGGUGGUGAUUGUACUGUUGAUUUUUGCCAGCAUGCUCAUCACGGGGAUUGACAAGGCUAAGAACUCGAUCUGCAAACAGCACUGCGGUUAUCUGCUCGCACACAUCAGCAUCUUCCAACCGGUCAACUGGGUCCUGGUCCUGUCGGCCAAAGUGUUCCCCAUCGACUAUGUCAUCUUCAUGCUGAUCGUGAUGCUGUUCUUCAGCGCGAGCAUCCUCGGCAUUGCGACCAUUGGCAUCCGGGUCUUGUGGAUCACCAUCUUUCGAAUCCGAAAAGCUCAUACGUCGCCACAGGCAUUGUUGGUGGCCACGGUCAUGCUCACGCUCAUGACACUGGCCAUCAACUACUCAAUCGCAAUGAUGGUGGCUCCGCAAUACGCCACCUUUGGCCCUCAGACGUUCUGCGACCACCCGCCCAAGCACCCUGGGGAACAGCCUGACUGUACCGAUCAUCCGCAGCACAUUGUGUCGUGUACCGAGUCCACCGACAAUCCUGCUGCGAGGAAUGUCUGCACUCCCUCUGUGGUGUCCACGUUCCUCAACCGAGUGACAGUCAACUUCCCCUUCUUUGGGGUGAUCGAUUUCUGGGCCCAGUUUGUCUUUCUCGGAAUAUUCCUGCUUGGCUUCAUUGUUCUCCUGUUCCGCACGCCGAAGUUGUCCGACCCAGAUUCGGAGGAAGACGAGCUUGAAGAAGAAGAGGAAGGUCUCUUAGCAAGCACGGGCAGACGGUUUGAUGCGACCUGGCAAGACAUCACCGGCAGGGUCAGUCACGGCGGCAGGAGAGAUCGGCAGGGGCGGGGGACGAGGGACAGCACUAGUCAUUGA
Fonsecaea erecta is the source of this 1824-nucleotide messenger RNA. RefSeq lists its product as hypothetical. Gene Ontology annotation, cellular component: vacuolar membrane. Gene Ontology annotation, biological process: protein localization to vacuole. Lineage: Eukaryota; Fungi; Ascomycota; Eurotiomycetes; Chaetothyriales; Herpotrichiellaceae. The transcript has a single exon. Bases 1 to 1824 code for a protein of 607 amino acids. The record is from RefSeq and is a predicted model, not a curated record.